Neurospora crassa OR74A is the source of this 1245-nucleotide messenger RNA. RefSeq lists its product as hypothetical. The coding region runs from base 1 to 1245 and encodes 414 amino acids. The transcript has 3 exons. Lineage: Eukaryota; Fungi; Ascomycota; Sordariomycetes; Sordariales; Sordariaceae. Gene Ontology annotation, cellular component: fungal-type cell wall. The record is from RefSeq and is a predicted model, not a curated record.
AUGAAGCACACCAUAUUCUCCAUGGUCCUCGCGGCCUUGUUGGCCCUUGUCUCUCUUGCGGGAGUCACUACCGGUUUGACCAUUGGCCGUGACAUUUCACCCUCUUCCAAUACUCUCAGCAUAGUCGACGGCGUCACCAACCCCAUCGACACCCCCGUCAACGGUCUUCCCUCUUCUGGUUCUUCUCUAACCCGUCGCUCGUACCGAAAGUCCGCCCCUUACGCCGACCCACACAGCAUCGACCCCAGUAUCUUGGUUGUUGCCGAUGACCUCUGCAAAGACCACAAGACCUUCGAAGACGGUGACUACUAUUGCCAAAAAGUAGACCAAGUCAUCUACACCAACGUCGGCAGCAGCGGCGAGUACCAGGAAGUGGCCUACAUGAACCAGGAGACCGGUGAAUGUCGAUUUGCGGACGUCAAUCGCACAUUUGCUGGUGACCUUGCCCCAUUCAACGAGCCUGUGACCCUAAUCUUCCGUGGACCUAUCCACCUGAAGCAGCUCGCCGUCUACUACCCCUCUGCCUCCGGCGCUUCUCGUGACCACUACUACAACGCGGCCUCCCAAACCUCUCAAGGCCUCACCUUCCUCGGCAACCGAGGCGGCGAAGGUUCAGGCGUGGUAGGCGGUCCCUUUGGCGCCUCGCUCUCCUACGUCAACUCGCAUGCCACCGGCGGCGCCUCCUCCUCUCAAAUCCUCGCCAACGAAGUCAUCACCGACGAGUUCCUCGUCAUGACCGAUCAGGAUUGUGACGGCAGCUGCGGUUAUGUGCGUCCUGGCUCGGUUGCGAAGAAGGGCUUCCCCGGCACCGACCGUCUCUUCCUCCUUGAAUUCUCCAUGCCACACACAGCCGCCGACAUGCCCGCCAUCUGGAUUGAAAACGCCCGUGUGCCCUACACACCGCAAUACGGCGGAUGCUCCUGCUGGAACUCAGGCUGCGGCGAAUGGGACAUGUUCGAGAUCCUGCACGCCGGCAAGGAAAAGGCCGAAACCACUUUUCAUCUGGACCCUCCCGCCGGAGACGCAAACUGGAUGCAGAGACCUGUCGAUCAGAACGCUCCUAUCAAAGUAGCAGUGUGGUUUGAUCCGGCGGAUGGCGGCACGGCGAGCGUGAAGGUUCUGGGAAGGAGUGAUGGAGUCGAAUUUGGUGGGCAGUUGGAUGCGGGUGAGGUGAGAGACUUGAAGAAGAGGAGUGAUGGGGUGGUUAGCGAGACGAACUAUGCUGUUCGUCGUGGUCAGGCUUGA